This is a messenger RNA of Megalops cyprinoides (Indo-Pacific tarpon), 999 nucleotides long. RefSeq names its product zinc finger protein 48-like. The transcript is spliced from 3 exons. The record is from RefSeq and is a predicted model, not a curated record. Gene Ontology annotation, biological process: regulation of transcription by RNA polymerase II. The coding region runs from base 26 to 640 and encodes 204 amino acids. NCBI's taxonomy places the organism in Eukaryota, Metazoa, Chordata, Actinopteri, Elopiformes, Megalopidae. Gene Ontology annotation, molecular function: RNA polymerase II cis-regulatory region sequence-specific DNA binding; DNA-binding transcription factor activity.
GGAGGAGGAGGAAGGCUCCGCGGCGAUGCUGUCCUGCGAUUCCACAAGCCGCUUAGCCCAGCUGGCCCAGUCUCCUCAGUGCGUGCGCUGCUUCAUGACGUUCCGGGACGCGGAGACGGCGGAGAGGCACCUACGCUUCAAGCACCCUGCCGAGUACGAGCGGCAGCUCCGGGGGCGGACCGUCUUCGCCUGCUGCGUGUGCGACCGCACCUUCCCCUCCUCCCGCCUGCUGUCCACGCACCAGCGCACGCACAGCAAGUGGAGCCUGAUGCCUCCGGCCAAUGAGGACUCGGCACAGGAGGAGAGGAGAGACGGCGGGGGAAGAGUGACGAGGCAGACGGGGGGCACAGCUGAGCAGUGCGCAGCUGACAGCCAGGAGAGUGACAGAGGCGGAGCCGGUUCGACACGCUGUCUCCACUGCCACAUCAUUUUCACAGACCCUCGCACAUGGGGCCGUCACAUGAUCGCCAAGCACCCCCCCUCCCCGCUGCUGCCUCCGUCUAGCCAAGCUAACCCCGGGUGCUUUCCUCUGAGGCCACCCCGAGGCCAGCCGCGGCCCUACUGCUGCUCCACCUGUGGAGAGAGAUUCAUACAGGAGAGCACCCUGAUGAAGCACUACACCGAGACGCACACAAGCUAAAAGAGAGGCUAUGUGAGACUGAACGAGCAGAGAUAUAACGACCAAAGGGAGGUAUAUGAAGGUAACUGGGAUAGGAGCAGCAGGCCAGCAAAAUGAAAUGCGAUGGGCUGCAUUUCCUGAAGACGUGUUGGUAUGGAAAGGGUUUUUUUUUGAUUGAGAUUGUUAUGGACUGGAAUGUUUGUAUUUCAUUCGGUGUAAAUAGAAUGUAUUAUUAGCAAUUUCAGUCAUGCUGAAUACAGAUUAUUCAUGAUAAUCUGUGGUGCAGUUUCCUCCCACAAUAAUUCCAACAAUUUCACACCCCCUUCUGUAAGAGGUUGGUUCAUUAUAUCUUUUGUUCUUGGAGGCAACAUGGAAAAUCA